Molecule: messenger RNA, 1048 nt
Organism: Hipposideros armiger (great roundleaf bat)
Lineage: Eukaryota; Metazoa; Chordata; Mammalia; Chiroptera; Hipposideridae
Gene: VTCN1
Product: V-set domain containing T cell activation inhibitor 1
Exons: 6
Coding region: 43-906 (287 amino acids)
Biological process (GO): T cell receptor signaling pathway; regulation of cytokine production
Cellular component (GO): external side of plasma membrane
Molecular function (GO): signaling receptor binding
Source: RefSeq, a predicted model, not a curated record
AUUCCACAUUUCUUCCUAAGAAAUGUUCUAAAGAGGGAACAGAUGGGCCUUGAUGAGAACAAAGGGGGAAAACCAUGGCGCUCCUGCAGCAUUAUUAGCAUCAUCAUUAUUCUGGCGGGAGCGAUUGCGCUCAUCAUCGGCUUCGGGAUUUCAGGCACACGUUCUGUCACAGUCACAACUCUCGCCUCAGCUGGGAACAUCGGGGAGGACGGGAUCCUGAGCUGCACCUUUGAACCUGACAUCAAGCUUUCUGAUAUCGUGAUACGGUGGCUGAAGGAAGGCAUUAUGGGCUUGGUCCAUGAGUUCAAAGAAGGCAAAGAUGACCUGUCAGACCAGAAUGAGAUGUUCCGAGGCCGGACAGCUGUGUUUGCUGAUCAAGUGAGAGUUGGCAAUGCCUCCCUGAGGUUGAAAAACGUGCAACUCACAGAUGCUGGCACCUACAAAUGUUACAUCGUCACUUCCAAAGGCAAGGGGAAUGCGAACCUUGAGUACAAAACUGGAGCCUUCAGCAUCCCAGAGAUAGAUGUAGACUACAAUGCCAGCUCGGAGAGCUUUCGAUGCGAGGCGCCCCGGUGGUUCCCCCAGCCUACAGUGGUCUGGACAUCCCAAGUUGACCAGAGAGCCAACUUCUCAGAAGCCGCCAACACCAGCUUUGAGCUGAACUCUGAGAACGUGACCAUGAAGGUUGUAUCUGUGCUCUACAAUGUCACAAUCAACAACACAUACUCCUGCAUGAUUAAGAACAGCAUUGCCAAGGCCACGGGGGACAUCAAAGUGACAGACUCUGAGAUUAAAAGGCGGAGUCACCUAGAGCUGCUGGACUCAGAGGCAUCCCGCUGUGUCUCUUCUUUCUUUGCCACCGGCUGGGUACUCCUGUCUCUCUCCUCUUACCUGAUGCUCAAAUAAUGGGCCUUGGCCACGCAAAAACAUGCACAGUCAUUGGUACGACAGGAUUCCGCAGAACUAUUUCACCGCAAGACCUGACCUAGUUUUAUACUCCUUGGGGGAAAUGAAUUCAUGUCUAGAAGUCUGGGGUGAACAUAUAAGA